Mollisia scopiformis is the source of this 1680-nucleotide messenger RNA. RefSeq names its product short-chain dehydrogenase. The transcript has a single exon. The coding region runs from base 242 to 1246 and encodes 334 amino acids. NCBI's taxonomy places the organism in Eukaryota, Fungi, Ascomycota, Leotiomycetes, Helotiales, Mollisiaceae. The record is from RefSeq and is a predicted model, not a curated record.
CACCACAUUUGGUCACCUCAUUGCCUUUCUUGCAACGGAUAUAAUGAAGUACAUCGGCAUGUCUGUUUUUCAUACGCCGAUGAAUCUAAUCUCGUCUAUUGGAGCUCCAAUAAGUAUCGGAGCGUUCGCGGCUCAGUGAGGAUACAUCUAGAGCCAGACUGCCUCUUAGAGGAGCUCCACAUCUCAAGUAACCACUUAGUUAACAUAAACCCAUUCAGGGACCAACGUCCAUUUUCCAACAAUGUCCCCACGCAUCCAGCCAUACGCCGCCGUGCAUGAACACCCUCAAGGCGAGGGCGAUUCUCGUCCCACCGCUCUGCAGAUCAUCGAGGACGAAGGACUCAUCAACAAGAUGACCGACAAAGUCAUGCUCGUCACCGGCUCCUCUUCAGGAAUCGGCAUCGAGACGGUUCGAGCCCUGCAUGCAACAGGCGCGCACAUCUUCAUGCAAGCCCGCGACAUGAAAAGAGGACAAGAAGUCCUAGACGAGAUAGCCUCCUCCAGCAAAGGAACCGGCAAGCUGGAACUUCUUGAGAUGAACCUCGACUCUUUCAAGUCCGUUCGAGUUGGUGCUGAAGAGUUCUUGAAGAAGAGUAAGAAGCUUAAUGUACUUGUCAACAAUGCCGGAAUCAGGAAUCCACCAGAAGGGAGGACGGUCGAUGGCUUCGAGAUCCAGUUUGGCACUAAUCAUCUUGGUCAUUUCUUGCUGUUCCAGCUUCUCAAACCCACGCUUCUUGCUUCCAGCACACUGGAGUUCAACUCCCGUGUUAUCAAUGUGUCUUCUGGCUCCCAUCGUCGAGGACCAAUACACUUCGACAACCUCAACCUGGAUGGCAUCUACACUCCUCGCUUAGGCUAUGCUCAAUCGAAGACGGCAAACAUCCUCAUGGCUAAUGAGAUCGAGAGACUAUACGGAAGUCAAGGUCUGCAUGGAUUCUCCAUCAGUCCAGGGCUAAUCAAAAGUCGUGCUCAACGACACGAUGAUCCGAAGGAUUUAGCAGCCAUAUUGCCAACGAUCAAGGAUCUCUUGAAAGACCCUGCUCAGGGUGCUGCGACCACAGUCUGGGGAGCUGUUGCGAAGGUCUUGGAAGGGAAAGGUGCUAUGUAUUUGGAGGAUUGUGCAGAGGCUGUGGAUGCUCCAGAUCAGGAUAUGAUGAGGGGUGGGUAUGCUCCUUUUGCAUUUGACGAGGAGGCUGAGAAGAAGUUGUGGAAGGUCAGUUGUGAGAUGGUCGGUGUGGAGGAAUGAAUGUCCGUAUGAGUUUCCCUACUUGCUGCAGCCUUAAGUCGGGCCUUCUGUUGGGAUAUUGUGAUAGUGAGGAAAAGCCUUUGAAAUAUAUGUGAUGAUCAGAUAAUACUUUCUGGUACCAAUGUCCAAAAUGCAUUUCCAUGAAUUCGUUGCAAUGGCUUCAUUGUCCGUCCGGAUGUUGAUCAUUGCCGUCUCACAUUGUCUGACCAUAGUAUAGACGAGAUUCGACAGUAAGAAGCACAUUCCAACGAUGCAUUGAACAAUGUCAAGCAGGGUAUCUCGUCCUCCAAGUCUUCACCAUACCAUAUCAUACACAAACGUACAACCUCUCUCUGCACUUGUCCUCAAAAGUCCUUCCUGAUCCCAAAGAAGUAGUUCCCCACCCUCUCACUACUACUGACCUCCUUCCAUCCCAACCCAGGCACAUAAACAAC